UUAUAAAUUCUGUUUACUUACAUUCGUCGGCGAAUGAUACACUUGCGAAGCAGACCAAAAGGUCCAAUAGAAACCAAUGAAGAUUGUACAUGCUUUAAACACGACGCUUGUUAGACAAAAUGAAGUGAGUUUUACUGAACUGAAGUGAAACGAACGUCACCUGCAAGCGAAUGCUACUGUUGACUUUUUUGCAAAGUGACGCAGUUUUUAUUCGAAAUUAAGAGUGUAAACAAAAACAAAGAAGCGCAAAGAACUCUAAAUGGCUAAAAUGAAUGCUUAAAUAAAUCUAAAUGCGGCGAUAAGUAUCAACAACACUUAGCGCUUCCAACGGUUUCACAGUUACUAGGCGUGAGCUACAUGAGAGAAGUAGUGAGAUAGUGAGAAAAGAGAGUUGCUUGCAUGGAGUGUAAGUUGAAAGUCAAAAAUGAGCGCCAAGAAUAUAAACUCGAAAAUUUUUGAAAACACGUAAGGCAAGCUUCUUAUUUAUUGCCGAAAACAACGACUCCGAAAAUCGCUUAGACACUACGACGACUGUAGUGUAUUUCGUAAGCGUCACUAACCGACCUAUAUAAAUACGUGACUCACGUGCGAGUUCUACAGGUUUCUACUGCAUUAGUAAUCUAAUCAAGUCUAAUUGCCGAACAAUAACGCGCCGAUAUCCCAAUCGCAGCCAAUCCGCAGAAGGCAUCGCUACAUUCAACGCUAUAUGCAAAUUUCGACCGAUUAUAUAUAGCAAACGUAACGUUAUCGGAGAACGUCGCCUAUAAAAGACGCACCCGCAUGCACUCCACAAUAGUCUGCAUAAAAAUGUCGGCACUAACACAAAAAUUGUCGCAGCUCAUAGCAUUGCUGCUAUUGGUGGACACGCUCUCGAACUACAAUACUGCCGAAGCUGGGUUCAUGGGCGCUUGCGAUCUGACAGCAGAAAAUGAUGACUGCAUGGAAAGCGCUAUGCACCCGGAUUUUCCGACGAAACGCAUGCAUACCAGCAAAGCAUAUACCGAACCAGAGUUUACUAGCGACUUUUGGCUGGAGCUAAGUAAGAAAUUCGUGCGCCAGCAAGCGUCUGCGCAGCGCAAUAAGCGUGUAGCUAAGAAUGUUAUACUCUUUAUUGGCGAUGGCAUGGGUUUGACGACGUUUGCAGCGGCGCGCAAUCUGCUCGGCGGCCCCGAGAAACAACUGUCGUUUGAGAAAUUUCCAUUCACGGGCUUCUCGAAGACGUACUCAGUGAAUACAAUGGUUCCGGAUUCGGCGGUGACAUCCACCGCUUACUUGUGCGGCGUUAAGGGUAAUCACGGCACGAUCGGUGUUAAUGGCUGCGUUGAACGCACCAAUUGCGCGGGUAUGUCCGAUACGGAUAAUCACGUGCAUUCGAUUGCGAAGUGGGCGUUGGACGCUGGUAAAUCUGCCGGUCUCGUGACAACAACACGCGUUACGCACGCUUCACCGGCGGGUGUGUACGCGCAUGUAGCGGAUCGUGAGUGGGAGAACGAUGCAGUGUUGGCGGAUGAUUGUGGUGCCGAUUCGGGUUUAGCGGAUAUUGCGCAACAACUGAUCCACGGUGAGGUUGGCAAGCAGCUGAAGGUGAUCUUCGGCGGUGGUAAGCGCGAGUUUUUGGACAAGCAGUUCUUUGAAAAGGGCAAACGCCAGGAUGGACGCAAUUUGAUUGAGGAAUACCUGCAACAGUCUUCGGAUAAUGCUUAUGUGGAGACACGUGACGAGUUGUUCAAUUUGAAUUUGAAUUCUUACAAACGUGUGUUGGGUCUGUUCCAGCGCUCGCAUUUGGAAUAUCACUUGGACGCGGAGAACACGCAACCGACAUUGAAGGAAAUGACCGUGCGCGCCAUUGAGAUGCUACAAAAAGACGAUAAGGGUUUCUUUCUUUUCGUCGAAGGCGGUCGUAUUGAUACCGCGCAUCAUUCAAAUAUGGCGGAAUAUGCUUUGGAUGAGACUGUGGAGUUCUCAAAGGCAAUCGAAGCAGCGCGUAAAUUGACUUCGGAGGAGGAUACGCUCAUUGUUGUUACCGCUGAUCAUUCGCACAGUUUCAGUUAUGCUGGUUAUCAGGAUCGCGAUAGCGAUAUUUUCGAUGUCGCAUCAUCUGAAGCUACCGAUGACCUACCCUACCUAACGCUGAGUUAUGCCAAUGGUCCCGGUUUUAAGGAUUACUACAAUACAAAGAAAUAUAAGCGUCGUAAUCCAGAAAAAGUGCGCCCUGAUGUUGACACUUUCCCCGCCACAGCACCUUUGGAGAGCGCAACGCAUGGUGGUGAAGAUGUGGCCGUUUUUGCUUCCGGUCCAUGGUCACAUCUUUUUACAGGUGUUUAUGAGCAGAAUACUAUACCACAUAUGAUGGCUUAUGCGGCGUGCGUGGGCGACGGUUUGAAGGCAUGCUAAAUGAAUUUGUGUGAUUUAAUUUGGUUGGGAAAGCAAAAAAGAGAAAGCUAACAAACACUUAUUAAAAAUGAAUUAACGGAGAAUGUAAAAUAAUAACCAUAAGUUGUUGUCAUGUUGGAAAACAAGUGCCGUGUUAUCUACUAAUAAAAUGUCUUUAUGCAAUUAA
Bactrocera oleae (olive fruit fly) is the source of this 2560-nucleotide messenger RNA. RefSeq names its product membrane-bound alkaline phosphatase. NCBI's taxonomy places the organism in Eukaryota, Metazoa, Arthropoda, Insecta, Diptera, Tephritidae. The record is from RefSeq and is a predicted model, not a curated record. Gene Ontology annotation, biological process: dephosphorylation. Gene Ontology annotation, molecular function: alkaline phosphatase activity.